AGAUAUUAUACGGUAACCAAGAAUGGCAAGGGGCAAAGUAUAAUCAUGUUCGAAAAUUCUAAACCAAAGAGCAAAAGCGAGCUGCCGCCGCUAAUGCUACCUAUUGAACGCAGUCAAAAAGAAAUUCGAAGAGAAAAGAAUAGACUGGCUCAACGACGGCAUCGAGAGGCAGCAAAGCGAAAAUGCGCAAGCAAGACACACACUCAUGAUAAUAUUCAUCCAAACCAAACAGAAACGAGCGCUUCGUCACGGGAGCGACAACAACCACAGAGUCCGGCUCACAAUGAGGUCGACCCAAUGAAGCUUGAUUUCUUUGAAGAAAUAGAAAGCAUUUCAGAUAGACUAGGGCCCGAACUCAUGGAGAAAGAAAUGGUCGACGACCUAAUCAACAUUGAUUCGUCAUGGGAGCCGAGGUUCUUCCAAGAGACCUCGAUGCAAAGCCGUGUAUCUCAUACUACUUCAGAAACUGCAAAAAUUCCUGAUCCCCUACUAGAUACCAUGGGAGAUGACCACGCAGAGCCAGCGAUGCGAGAUAUCCAUCGGCGGAGGCGCAACAGCGGGUGUUCUUCCACUUUUGGACUAGCUAUGCUGAACACGCAGCCCAACCCACCACUGAUUCCAGUGCACUCUUUAGACAAAGGGCAGCCAUCAUUGUUUUCUGAUCGAUGUCACUCCCAGCAACCUGGCUUCCAGCUAGCAGCAGCAGACACUUCGCCGCUACCCGAUUUGAAGGGUGGGAUCUUCCAAAGCGAAGACACAGAAACUCUUGAGGAACAUCAAUUCCCCACAGAAAUCUAUCGCUCAGAUGAUCUCGAUAAAUCCCUUCAAUCCUUUUCACAAGAGAUGAUGGCAAGGGUUGGAGAGGCUUCGGGUAUAAGAAGGAAUAGUUGCAGAAAUAAACGAAGGAGAACAUCCUAUGAAACUAGCGAACGGCGACUGGAGAGGAUACUCUCGGUCAUCGAAGAAGAGGGUUAUGAGUCCCUGGAUGAUGUGGUUGCGGAAUACUACGUAGGGCAGUUUCCAAAAGACUCCCUGCUUGCUUCUGAACAGUUCCAUUCCCGGACUCGACGGCUCGGCAGGUUCUUGCACCAAGUACACAGAAGUUCCCGGGCUUGGAGUAAGAGAGAAGCAGCUGGCUAUCACGACGUAGUUACACGAGCUGCAGAAGAAUUAUUUCAGGAGGAAGUGCGGAGUCGAGCAAAUGUAAUCAUGGAAGUGCCAAUUCAUCCGCAUCGUCGUGCCUCUCCAUCCCCUUCGUCGAUAAAUAAUAGACUUUGGAUGCCUCCUCACAAAGAGCCUGAUAUUCCGGGGUCGACAGCCAACCCCUCGCGCAAUGACACGAGAGCAUCCGCCCAUACAGUUGUCCGAGACCUGCUGUUCGAGAAUGGCCUAACUCCAGUCCUCAUGCAGGACUUGUCUCGACUUCAGAGUACGGUACCUGAAACUUUCACUCUCCUGACGGAACUAGCUAGAGCGAGCGGGCUUCGCCGGCCAGAUCAGUCUAUUUCUGUUUGUUUAUUCUUACAGAUGUUGGGGCUAUAGAGCUCUCACCAAGGCAGCUCAAUAAGAGCCAGCUCUUUUUGUAUGACUGCCCCGUUGCAGUCCAUUUUCGUUGAUUUGGAUGGAUUUGAGCGUUUGUACGGAGUAUUAUGUGUGGAAGGUGGAGAGCUUGCUUCAUUGAAGUAUAUGUGCUCAACCAAAGCUGAAUGUAUCUGUUGAAUGUCUUUGACUGUCUUGGUCAUUUGCUCUUUGCUAUAAGUAAUGCAGUUCAUUAUCAGAGGGUUUGGCAGAUAUUCCAUCAAAAUUGCACUUGAGAGGCCAGUGUUGUGUUGAAAGACAUUCAGAUGAGGCAAUGGCAGUUGGGCGCAAGAGUAAUAUGUAUUCAUAAAACUGUGGCAUAUAGCCCCUGUCACAUAUGCCAGAUUGCUUGAGGCUGUAAUAAGCCCUGAUUUCACAGUGAAUGUGAUUCAAGUCAUG
Molecule: messenger RNA, 1977 nt
Organism: Blastomyces dermatitidis ER-3
Lineage: Eukaryota; Fungi; Ascomycota; Eurotiomycetes; Onygenales; Ajellomycetaceae
Exons: 4
Coding region: 46-1542 (498 amino acids)
Source: RefSeq, a predicted model, not a curated record